GACACACCAUAUGGCAUUAGUGAACAGUCCGCCAUUCGGGCUAGCUGCGUGCAGCUGCCAGUACACAUCAAGAAACAGUGAAUGUUGCAGAAGAAAGUUAUCGGGGCUAUCACUGUUGCUGCGUUUGUUGUAAUUGUCGCAGUUACAGGGCAAGUAAGCGCAAUACAAAGCUUGCGUGGCCAGAGCGGGGCGUCAGGCGACCAUAAUGGCGCGAGGCUUGCCACUCACGGAACACUCACAAAUGAACUCAACAUUCUGGCGCUAGAACUGGGAGUUGUGCAUGUCAACCUAUACGUCCGCGUUCCAGCGGACGUCAAUGGUGACAGUGUCAACAAGACCGCCCUCCUCCAUGUCUGGCUGAAGCGGGGCGGGCUGCCGCCCAGGGGCAUGGAGAACGAGUUUGGAGCGCCACGCCUGCGGUGGCAGGUGGAGCCCUCCGUGGCUGGCUUCGCAUGGCUGGAGGACUUAGACCGCCUGGAUGAGUCUUUUGUGGGGCACCUUAAGAUGCACCUGCCCAAGUCCGCAUGGCGGCCAAAACUCUGGUUGGUGACCGCGGCGGGUGGGCUGCUGGCGGCGGCGCCGGAGCCAGGCACCAGCGGGCCCGCCGGCCUGAGCAACUUUUUUGACAUCCCCACCCGCCCGCACGACUUUACCUUCCGGCUGCAGCCUCGAGACGCGGCGGCGGGGCACUGCUUCAAGCUGUACGACGCCUCCACGCCCAGCUACCAGGUGCCAGUGUGCCUGCCGCCGCCCUCCGCGGCGCUGUGCCGGCGCCUCACGCGCGCGCAGCACCAGGCGGUCGAGGGGGCCACCGGCGGCGGCGGCGCUGGUGGCACUGGUGGCGACCUGCUGGGGGGGCUGGUGGUUGGAGUUGAGGACGCGGCGCUACUAGCGGAGUUUCAGUUCGGGGCGGACUCAGCAUCUGAAGCAGUCAAGUCCGGCGGUGUGGAGGAGCAGGAGCAGGAGGAGGAGGAGGAGCAGGAGCAUCAGCCAGGCGAGAAGGCCCAUACUUCCGCAAGCGGCAGCGCGGACGGUGGCAAAAGUACGGCCGGAGGUGGCGGUGAGCGGCGCUUGCUCUCUCAGGCAAGCGCGGCUUCUCAAUCUGUCGCGGGAAUUCUGAAAGAUACCUUUCUGACGCGUGUGAGCCGAGCGCUCCUGACAGCAGACGCAAACAACGCAGCUGCAGCCGCCACGCCGCCGCAGCGCCCAUGCGCCCCGGCGCUGUGGUCGGUGCUGGGCCCUUUCCGCAGUGUGGGCGUGAGCGGCAGCGGCUGGGCCGCCCACGCGGGCGCCACUGCGGCGCGGCUGUACAACUACGUGGCUCACCACGUGGGGGCGUUGCGGGCGGCCGGGGUGCUGCUGUACGCGGACCGGUCACUGCACGGGGCACUGGCGCGGGAGCCGGUGCUGCAGCCGCUGUUUCGUGCGGGUGUGCUGCGUGUGGUGCGAUGGGAGCUGGGGGAGCGCACGCCGCUGUUCUACAACUACGACCAGGCGCUGGUGGCGAGUCACGCGCUGCUGGGGCUGUCGCACUGCGGCACCAACCUGGAGCUGCUCGUCUCCGACAUCGACGAGUACCUCUACUCGCUGUCCGGCGCCGACUGGCCCGCCAUGCACGAAUGCCUCAGCCGCACAGCAGCCGCAGAGCCCAACCCCACCUCCUGGGCAGCAGGCUACGCGCCCAACGGCACCGCACCCGCUGCUGCCUCCACUGCUGCUGCUACUGCUGCUGCUGCCGCCGGCCAGAACACGGGAACACGGCGGCAUCUGCUCACAGCAGACCCACAGACGCAGCCUCUGCCCCAGCACGGUCGGGCCGACGGGGACGCCGACGCGGAGCAGCCUCGAGCGGCGGCAGCUUCCGCCGCAGUCGCAAACACGAACAUGACCCAUCAGCAGUCGAUGGUGGUUGGGCAGUUGCAGUUGUUCCGGGUAGACGUGGCGCCGUCGGGCAGCGGCGCGGCCAUUGCGGGGGUGGACGGCUGGCAUGCGGGUCUGGGGCGCGACCCGGCGGUGGAGGCGGGCAUGUGGGCCACCGCCGCCACCUCGCCGCGGCGCCACCCGCUUCUAGCAUACAACCGCAUCAGCAAGGACGCGCACAAGAGCUACAACGGCAAGGUGAUUGCGGUGCCCGCCACCCGGGUGGUUGCCUUCUUCGUGCACGAGGGCUGGCCGCUGUACGGCAGGCCACACAUGGCCGACGCCAAGUGCGCCUUCAUCCUGCAUAUCCCCAACUACUGGCACGCUCGUGCCACCCCCGAGGACGUCGCCAAGAAGUAUGAGCCGUUCAAGCUCCGCCUGCCGUACGAGUACUACCGCCUUGGCAACGCAACGAGUGCCGCGAUGGAGCGCUUCUGGGCGAGCCGGGGGCCGCAGCCGGGGGCCGCACUUGCACUGGGUGGGGCCGGUGCGAGAGGAGGGGCGCUGGGGGGUCGUGGCAGCAAGGGCGGAGGCGCAGGUAUGGGGGGUGUCAAGAGGCUGGGCGGCAAGCAAAGAGGCGGCGGCGGCAAGGCCAUUUAUUAAAGGUUGCAUCUGGUGGCAUCGGUAAUGGCGGCAAAGGUGCCAGCAAAGGUGGUGCCGGGUGGUCAGGGAUGGAGACGGUGACGUACCGUAGUGGAUCAGGGGGCUGCCAAGGUGACACAGUGGACUGGACAUUUGGCAGUUGGGCGUGUCGAGUAUUCUGUGGGGUAAUGGCCCGCUUGAGGUGAGGCAAUGGGGCUUCGUGCAUGUUGUGUGUGGUUACAAGGUGGUGAGCACGACGUGCAUUCCUGUCCUUGUAGAAACCUAGGCCCGGGCCGGGGGGCCCUUAUAACGCCUGCAACACUUAUAUAUGCAGCUAGUUUGGUCCCCGAAUGGGGGUGCUUAUGCUCCUGUGCUCCCAAAUGGAAUCUAGUAACGCGGCUAACCUGGCUGGGUCCGCAUUCUGCAUGACGGCAUGUGACCUGCGUUCAGCGGGGUUGCCGACUUGCUGUGCUGCAGUGCAGAGACUGGCAUGGCGGGCUCACCCCAAUGAGGCACGGCGUGGCUCAGACCGCCAUUGGAUUGAUUGUAUGUGCCGAC
Molecule: messenger RNA, 3060 nt
Organism: Chlamydomonas reinhardtii
Lineage: Eukaryota; Viridiplantae; Chlorophyta; Chlorophyceae; Chlamydomonadales; Chlamydomonadaceae
Exons: 9
Coding region: 388-2523 (711 amino acids)
Source: RefSeq, a predicted model, not a curated record